AUGUCCAAAAUCAGGUGUGCUCUACUUAUUGUACAGUAUGUGGACUGUGAGGAUUCUGUAGUUGGUUUAACGUUUAAAACGAAGAAACCGUUUUCUGGAAGAGUUUACGUACACGGUAUGGCUGGUGAUGAGAAAUGUAGCAGGGCUUUCGUUGACAAUCGUAAUCAAAGCAGGCUCUCGUUAAGCUUUAAAAAUGGUGAUUGCACUAUGCAACGACAGCGCCUCUCAGGAAAGAUCCAGGGUUUGUUGUCGUCGUUGAUAGUGGUUGUGUCGUUCCAUGGUACAUUUGUCACUAAAGCCGAUCGAGCCUACAAAUGUAUUUGCUUUUUCAGAAGCCAUAAAACUCUAACAAACUCAAUCGUCCAUCCUUUUAAAUUUACCGAUUUUUGUUGGAUGCGCGUUAACUACUAUCAUCCUAAUGGUUCUACACAAUAUUUUCCAGAAAUGUCACCUAUUGGAACGACGGAGUUACUGAACACUCUACCUACCCCAACAUGCACAUACUCAAUCCAUACUGAAUCCCCUGAUGGUCCCAUUUUGAUCUGCACCGUUGGUGAUGGGCGCGGUGAAAAAGUUGAUCUCAUUGACAUCGACGGAUGUGCUAUCGAUCCUGCCAUUCAACCAGACGUAUCCUAUGCGGAUCGGAACAGAGUUGGCCCUGCUCAUCUCUAUUUCAUUUGCUACGCGAUAUAUUCCAUUGAUGCUGUUGUGGAGGUGUUCGGCUACAAAUUCAGUGACGCUACUGUUCUUAAUUACGAGUGUGUUCUGAAAGUGUGCCGAUCGCCUAUGGAAUGCGAGAAUCUUAUUCCCCCGAAAUGUGACCGGAACAAAACCGAAAAUCUCCUUUCCAUUAACGGAACACUGAAAUUUACAGCUGAAGAGGCACUUCGUAGACCGGGGAUGGUUGAAGUGGCCGCCACGUUAACUAUGGAGGAGCGCAUGAAUAUGAACACAGUGACGUCGGGAGGUAAUAUUCCAGCUCUGGAGCUUAAACAGCAUAAGGCGAGAACGUCUGCGUUUUCUCAAAACAUUUGUAUUCCCACCCUAGGAAUUUUGCUCACUGCCACUUUACUAGCGUUUACAAUCGUUGCAUCGAUGUUUCUAAUAUUUUAUGUAGCACGUUAUCAUACAUAUGUGGUAAAUCCGAAGCAGUUCAUCCUUUAA
Angiostrongylus costaricensis is the source of this 1164-nucleotide messenger RNA. The record is from the annotation of a GenBank genome assembly. Lineage: Eukaryota; Metazoa; Nematoda; Chromadorea; Rhabditida; Metastrongylidae.